This is a messenger RNA of Lepisosteus oculatus (spotted gar), 4524 nucleotides long. RefSeq names its product matrix metallopeptidase 21 (gene mmp21). The record is from RefSeq and is a predicted model, not a curated record. Gene Ontology annotation, biological process: extracellular matrix organization; proteolysis; collagen catabolic process. Lineage: Eukaryota; Metazoa; Chordata; Actinopteri; Semionotiformes; Lepisosteidae. Gene Ontology annotation, molecular function: zinc ion binding; metalloendopeptidase activity. Gene Ontology annotation, cellular component: extracellular matrix.
UCCAAGGAAGCACCAGGUUGCUGCUGCGAGUGGUAUUAGUGGAUCCAUAGGUCACAAUCUUCCAUUGGACCAAGAUUCCCAGACUAAUUCCCCUGUGUGGUGACUGGGGACACUCUGCUGUAGGAUAUAUGUUUUAGGCAAGGCAGAAAACCAAGGACCUGAUUAUUUUGUCUUUAAAGUUCCCAUGGCAUUAUUUGAACGCAGAAGAUUAUUAACAUCAGUGUCUCAGAAAAAAACUACAAUUUGUACAAUUUUACCUUCUUAAACUCCUUCCUUUUUUCAGCCGUUGGAGCAAUUUCUCCUUUUUCUAUGGGAUCAUUUUGUGCAGUGGUUCUCCUAUCACACAUCUCCCUGGAAGGGCUGCACUUCAGACAGGGCAUGUUUUAAAGAAGAGGGAAAAGACAAAGCAGAACUAAGUGACAUCAUCUGUCAUACACCCCACGAACACCCACGAUGCUGACUUCAAUUCGGCUGAGAGCAUACUUUCUACUGACCCUCAUCGCCCCGGCUGUAGCGGAAAGAAUAUUUCACAUCAGAGACCAUUCCGAUGUGCUGAUACCCGCUUCACACCAAGCUGAACUCAUCAUAGACAAAGGCUCUGCUCAGCAAUUCCUCUUGAAAUAUGGCUUUAUGAGGCCCGGAAGCUGGGAGGAAUCCCAGUCUGACACGGCACUGGUUCCUGCGGCUGCCAGCACAGCUCCAUUCGACAUGACGCCUUUGAUUCAGGAAGGGGACUCGGGGUCCCGAGCAGGGAAGGAAAGCGCCUCUAAGGAUCCCGCUGAAAACCCCACGUUCAUCUCGGCUCUCAGAGAUUUCCAAGAGGUGUCAGGCCUACGGGUCACAGGUGUGCUGGAUGAUGCCACUAAAGCUGCCAUGAACAAGCCCAGGUGCGGUGUCCCAGAUAAGGCGUUAGACUCCAAUGUCACUGCCACUGCCAACGCAACAGACACCAGGCUGAACCAGACUCUCUUCAUCAGCACUACCGCAGCCGGUGCCACACGCGGGCUCGACAGUACUCACAGCCGAGACGGCCCGACUGGGUCUCUGGGGCCAGAAAGGAGAAAGCGGUUUCUAGAGACCCUGUUAUUGAGGAAAAGACGGAGAAGAGACCUCACGGGAGCAGGGCAGGUGGGCUUCUCCAAGAAGGUGCUGAAGUGGAGGCUGAUGGGAGAGGGCUACAGCAGCCAGCUGUCCAUUGACGAGCAGAGAUAUGUUUUCAAGCUGGCCUUCAGAAUGUGGAGCGAGGUGUGUCCUGUGGAAUUUGAAGAGGACCUUACGUCUCCUCUUUUCGAGAUUGAUGUUCGGCUUGGCUUUGGAACAGGACGACACCUGGGCUGCGCCCAGAGUUUUGAUGGGGCGGGUCGUGAGUUUGCUCAUGCAUGGUUCCUGGGUGAUAUUCACUUUGACGAUGAUGAGCACUUCACAGCUCCAAGUGGUGGCAAUGGAAUCAGCCUCCUCAAGGUUGCAGUGCAUGAGAUAGGUCAUGUUUUAGGCUUGCCACAUAUCUACAGAGGAGGAUCCAUUAUGCAACCCAGCUAUGUCCCUCAGGACUCAGCCUUCGAAAUUGACUGGAUGGACAGAAAAGCUAUCCAGCAGCUCUAUGGUGGGUGCAAAGGCCGUUUCAACACUGUUUUUGACUGGGUCAGAAAAGAGAGGACUCCCUAUGGCGAGCUGGUGAUCCGCUUCAACACUUACUUCAUCCGGGAUAGCUGGUACUGGCUAUACGAGAACCGCAGCAACAGGACCCGGUAUGGUGACCCCAUUGCUCUGCAGGUGGGCUGGCAUGGAAUUCCUUCGGAUGGGGUGGAUGCUUAUGUUCACGUGUGGGACUGGAGGACUGACGCUGCCUAUUUUUUUAAAGGCACUCAGUACUGGAGGUACGACAGUGAGAAUGACCAGGUGUACACCCAGGACUCAGAAGGACAACGAUACCCCAGGCUCAUUUCUGAAGGCUUCCCUGGGAUUCCCAGCCCCAUCAACACAGCGUUCUACAACAGGAGGGACUCCAGGAUUUAUUUCUUUAAGGACUUGCAUGUAUACAGCUUUGAUGUGAGAACUAACAAGAAAGUGAAUGGCUUCCCCAUGAGAAUAACGGAUGUGUUCCCUGCGGUUGUGCCUGGAGAUCACCCCAUCGGAAACCUGGACGUGGCUUAUUUCUCCUACACACACAACUCCAUCUUCUUCCUUAAGGGAAGCCACUUCUGGAAGGUUGUGAGCAGCCAGGACCGUAGGCAAAACCCCUCCCUACCCUACAAUGGAGUGCUGCCCCGGAAGGAUAUAGAUAGCCACUGGUUUGACAUAUGUAAUGUGCACAUGAGCACUUUGAAAAUGACCCUCUAAAAAGGUGAAGGCAGAGUAUCGAAAAUGUUUUUUCUCUUAUGGCUAUUUCUCUCUGCUGGAAAGAGACUGUGUUUGUCUUUUGUAGUGCACAGAACAUACAGGGAGAACAUACAAGGAAAUACAUGUGAGAACAUAAUGCUUAAGCAUCAGAUAUCUAGUGCAUACUUCAGAUUUCUGUAGAUCCACCAUUUCCUUGAAACUAUCAACACUCUUUGCCUGCUAGUUUCAGGCAAAACAUGUAUUGAUCUCUUUUAUGUGCAAAGUUAAAAUUCAAAUUUUUAGAUUUGUAAUUUAUUUCAAAUGGAAACCUGACUAAUUUUUGAAUCAUUUAUGUAUGUAUGGAUAACUAUGUGGAAUUUAUUAGAAUCUGUGUUAUGAAAAUGAAUGGCUGAUAUUUCAACUCAUUCUCCAAAUAUAGCUCUGAAUUUGAAAGUCAGUCCAAAAUUGCUCUUCAUUUUUAUGUUUUCCUUCAAUACAUAACAGGCUUUACUAAUUUUAUUCUUGAAGGCAACUUAUACUGUAAUGUUCAUUUUGAAGAAAUAUUUCAGCAAUUCGCCUCAGAACAAAUCCUGUUAAUUUAGCCGACAUUCAGAUAGUAAUUAUUAAUUCGCAUUGUGUAAUCACUUAGUACAUCCUAUCUAGCUUCAUACAAGAUUAACAAUAAGCAACUUCAGUACAGAUAUUCUGCUCUCUGUGAAAUAUGAUGGAAAUUAGCUAUAUUAUCCAGUAUUUAAACACUGCACUAGUGAUUAAACAAGUUUCCUUGUCACCAGAACAAAUAUAAUAAGAUCCAUCAAUUCCGCACUUGCUGAGGUAAUAAGUUAAAUUAGUGCUGUGAUUUGCGAGGCUGCCCCAGCUGUCUGUGGAAGCUUGUGCAUUUGUGUGCCCUGGUUUCCUCAAACCUCCCAAGAACAUGCUGGCUAGAUUUGAUUUGCUAAUCUAAAUUGUCUCUUUCUCCAUUUCCCUGCAAUGGACUGACAUCCCAUUCACAAGAAUAGUCACGUUACCCUUACCAAUGAAAGCAAAUUACAGAUAUGAGAAUAUUAGCCUGCUUUUAUUUUUUUAAUGUAAUUUUGACUCAUGCUGGUAAUAACUAAUACUAGAAUCCCAUUUAGUAAAUCUCUUUAUUUCCCUGACACGACUUAUAUUGAUGAAGGACACUAUCCUUUCCAACCAAUAAUAUUCAAUAUAUCAGGUGGCAACAGGGGUGAAGUAGUGAAACAUCAGUAUUACUUCUCACAUCCACUUUUUUCCUCUUUAGGUUAGUGGUUCAAAUGUAAACCCACGUUUUUUUUGCUUGUUAUACAUAGUUAGAUUUACAUAUGAGGUAUCCAUUUCACCUUGUUGUAAAUAUUGUUAGAUGUUUUUGUAUUUAUAGUUAAUCAGUAUCCUGCGCUAUAUUACAGAUGUUUUGAUGUGUACUUGUCUAUUGCACUUGUACUGUAUAACUAUGACAAAGAAAUUUCUGAAGUGCCAGGUAUUUUUCCCGUUUAAAUCUAAAAAAAAAGUGUUGGUUUAAAAAUCUCUUCCUGGUGUACAGAAUAAGACAUAACUAGCUAUAUUUAACAGGGAAUUACAUAAAGAUUAUCAUGCAGUGUAAACUUGUGUAGUGUCCUGUUAAUUUUAUCAUACAAUAUGCGUUAACUGGUGUACCUUAGAGCUUGUCUGAUAAAGCACUCAAUUUAGAACUUCAGAGUCUUGCCUAAACUGGGAUGGCUUAGUCUAAUUUGUCAGCAAUUUUGCCUGCAGUAUUGUUUUUGAUUUUUUAACAAAUAUUCAUAAGCAAACAGCAUUCACUGUAACUAAUGACAGUGACAGGACUGUGAUUGUUAUAACUCGCAAAGUCUAAUAUUUUCCUUUUUUAGGUGUUCUUGUCGUGUUCAUAUUUAAAUUGAUGGGUAGCUGAGUUAGCUUAAAAAUCAAAGAUCAUAUAUGUGGUUGCAAAAUUACACUUUAUAAAUGAGUAAUAAGCCUAACACUAAUACAUUCAUAAAGUUCCCAAGUGCAACAAUCUAUCUUCAGCAAAUAACCCAAAGGUUAGGAUUAGUUUCUGUUACAGAUGUUUUCCUACCUACAUGCAAUUAACUUACAGCAGUGGGUGUUAGCACAUUUUUUGUUCCUAUUUAUGUCAUUCAAAUACUCUACUUACAAAUCACUUCAAGUAUGUUUACUAAUAAGCAAAAC